AUGCCGUUCCUGACUUAUCCACGCGCCCUCCAGCUGAAGAAAGAACUGUGUGAAACAAAUGCGCAGGUGAUUACCCCUGAUGACGAAAACUAUGAAGAGGGCAUCACCCGUUUCAACGAAUCAUCCGAGAGGGUAGCCGGGGCGAUAGUCCUGGUUACUUCCACCAGUGAGGUGUCGAAGGUUGUCAGUUUCGCCACGAAACGGUACAUCCCGGUCGUCGUUCAGGGUGGAGGGUAUAGUACAAGUGGAGCCUCUUCAACCCACGGCGGGAUCGUGAUCAAUCUGUCUAAAAUGUCUAAAGUUGCUGUUGAUCCAGCCUCUCGAACACUAGCUGCUCAAGCAGGGGCGACAUGGGCAGCCGUUGACAAUGUCGCAGCUAGCUCUGGAUUAGCCGUUGUUGGAUGCACUGUUAACCAUACUAGUGUUGCUGGGACGGCAUUAGGAGGUGGAUAUGGCUGGCUCACUGGACGCCACAGCCUGAUAAUAGAUAAUCUUUUGAGCAUAAAAAUGGUUUUAGCUGAUGGUAGGGUCGUUGAUGCCUCCACCACAGAAAACACUGAUCUCUUUUGGGCCGCCCGCGGUGCUGGGCAAAGCUUUGGAGUCGCCACAGAACUUGUGUUCAAAGCCCAUCGACAACCUAAUCGGGUUUUUGGAGGAUGCUUAUAUUAUACCAUUGACAAACUACCUCAAAUUGUGGAAUUUGCCAAUCGUUUUGAGCAGUUAUCAACAGGAAAAGAGUGUCUAUUCUUCGGGUUCACCGCGCCAAUACUCAUGGAGACGACCAUGAUUAUCGUGAUAGCGUUCUAUAACGGACCCAGCCCAGAGGCAGAAAAGUUUUUCGAGCCAAUACUGUCGUUGGGACCGAUUGUUAACGAAACCAGAAUGAUGCCUUACCCACAAAUCAACACAUUGAUGAACGGGGCCGCCGAGUAUGGAGGACGCAAGAGAUUUGGCGCAACAAAUAUUACUCUUCCACUUCAAGUUGAAUUCUUGGAAGAGUUGUAUAGGGAUUUCGAUAAAAUUAUAAAAACUUAUCCUCGCGUUAACGAGACCGUCGUUGUUUUUCAGUUGAUUCCCUAUACUGAAAUAAUCAAAGUACCGAGUGACGCCACCGCUUUCGCGAAUCGCGGCAAGUACUAUAACGUUGGCUCAAUAUUUUGCUGGAAUUUCCCUGAGCUGGAUAAGAAGAUGGGAUCCUUGCAGAACGACAUGAUGAAAAAAAUCAGAGAACGUGCGGGUGCUUUGCAGGGUGGAAAAUUGGACGAUGGGGUUGGCGUAUAUGCAAACUAUGCUGGUACAUAA
Talaromyces rugulosus is the source of this 1302-nucleotide messenger RNA. RefSeq lists its product as uncharacterized. Lineage: Eukaryota; Fungi; Ascomycota; Eurotiomycetes; Eurotiales; Trichocomaceae. The record is from RefSeq and is a predicted model, not a curated record. Gene Ontology annotation, molecular function: FAD binding. The transcript is spliced from 2 exons. The coding region runs from base 1 to 1302 and encodes 433 amino acids.